Messenger RNA from Solea solea (common sole), 2510 nucleotides. It is a transcript of the gene cpne7, whose product is annotated as copine VII. Gene Ontology annotation, cellular component: plasma membrane. Bases 318 to 2009 code for a protein of 563 amino acids. Lineage: Eukaryota; Metazoa; Chordata; Actinopteri; Pleuronectiformes; Soleidae. The transcript is spliced from 16 exons. Gene Ontology annotation, biological process: cellular response to calcium ion. The record is from RefSeq and is a predicted model, not a curated record. Gene Ontology annotation, molecular function: calcium-dependent phospholipid binding.
UCUUCCUCUGCAAACCGAGCACACUCCCUCCUCAGCUCCUCAGCUGCUCAGCUGCUCACCGAUGACUUCAGGCGGAUCAAACCCAGCAGUGUGUGAUGGGAGCUGAAUAAAACACACGUGUGUGUGUAAAGAGUAAAGAACCGCAGACAGGGUCUCAACAGGAAUCUCUGUUCUUCCCUCCCCACAUCCACACACAAGUCAAAAGAGUGUGUCUCCUCUGAGUGUGCCACGUCUUCACUGAGAUCCUCCUGCUGACCACUGCACGGACUCGUCCCUCGCAGCUACAUCGACAACUGCUCCUCGUGCACUGAGCCAGGAUGAACGACAUUCAGGAGGCCACGUCGCCUGCAACCAGCCUCAGUGGUCCGGCUGCCUGCGUCUCCAAAGUAGAGCUGCGUGUGUCCUGCAAAGCUCUGCUGGACCGAGACACGCUGAAUAAAUCCGACCCCUGUGUCAUGCUCAUGGUGCAGACCAAUGGACAAUGGACUGAGUUGGACCGAACAGAAGUGAUCAAGAGCAACUUGCACCCGGUGUUUGCCAAGGUUUUCACGUUGGAUUACUACUUUGAAGAGGUUCAGAAGCUGCGCUUCGAGGUCUACGACAUCCACGGCACUCACAGCAUCGGGACGCGCGACGAUGACUUCCUGGGAGGUGUGGAGUGCACUCUUGGCCAGAUCGUGGCCCAAAAGAAGAUGGUGAAGCCUUUGUUGUUGAAAUACGGGAAAUAUGCUGGAAAAUCCACCAUCACAGUGCACGCUGAGGAAAUCUCUGGCAACAACGGAUAUGUGGAGCUCUGCUUCUGUGCCAAGAAGCUCGACGAUAAGGACAUCUUCAGUAAAUCAGACCCGUUUUUGGAAAUCUACCGAAUCAACGACGAUGAGACUGAACAGCUCGUGCACAGGACUGAGGUGAUUAAAAACAACCUGAACCCUGUGUGGGAGCCUUUCAAAGUGUCGCUCAUAUCCCUCUGCAGCUGUGAUGAAGAGCGGAAGCUCAAGUGCCUCGUGUGGGACUAUGACUCGAGGGGGAAGCACGACUUCAUUGGCGAGUUCUACACCACUUUCAGGGAAAUGCAGAAAAUUUCCAGUGGAAAUAAGGUGACGUGGGACUGUGUGAAUCCCAAGUACAAGCAGAAGAAGAGGAACUAUAAAAACUCAGGGGUCGUCAUCCUCAGCGACCUCAAGCUCCACAGAGUCUAUUCCUUCUUGGAUUACAUCAUGGGAGGAUGCCAAAUUCACUUUACAGUUGCCAUUGACUUCACAGCCUCCAAUGGAGACCCGAGGAACAGCUGCUCACUACACUACAUCAACCCGUACCAGCCCAACGAGUACCUGAAGGCUCUGAUAGCAGUCGGCGAGAUCUGUCAGGACUACGACAGUGACAAAAGAUUUUCAGCUUUGGGUUUUGGUGCCAGAAUUCCCCCAAAUUAUGAGGUGUCUCAUGACUUUGCCAUUAAUUUCAAUCCGGAUGACGAUGAAUGUGAAGAGAUCCAAGGGGUGGUGGAGGCUUACCAGAGCUGCCUGCCUAAGAUCCAGCUGUACGGCCCGACCAACGUCUCUCCCAUCAUUAACAGGAUAGGCAAGCUGGCAGCAGGCGACGGCAACAUUAAAGACGCUUCUCGAUACCACAUCCUCCUCAUCCUCACGGACGGCGUAGUGACAGACAUGGCAGACACACGUGAAGCCAUCGUGCGAGGCUCGUACCAGCCUCUGUCCAUCAUCAUCGUCGGUGUGGGUAACGCAGACUUCACAGACAUGCAGAUUCUGGACGGGGACGACGGGGUCCUGCGCUCACCGAAGGGCGAGCCGGUCCUGAGGGACAUCGUGCAGUUUGUGCCGUUCAGAGACUUCAAGACGGCUUCACCUGCGGCCCUGGCUAAAUGUGUUCUGGCAGAGGUUCCCAAACAGGUCGUGGAGUACUUCAGCCACAGGGCCAUUUCCCCCAUGUGUCCAAUAAGGGACUUACACACGCCGAUCCUCAGCCCCGUCGCCACCACGCCUACUGAGUAACAAGCCACCCAGGGACCGAGCUUUGGUCACAGCACCAAUCUGGCAAAGUGGGAGGUGGAGAGGGCGCAUGCCUCGCUACUCUGGACAAGAACUGAAGAGAAAUGUCUCUUUUUAGAUGUGCUGUUACUCAUUUAUUUCACUUUUCACUCGCGUUUACACAAGGGCGGAGACUGGUGGUUGUAUUUCUUGGCUCAGAGUGAAUCCAGCCGUUUGCUUCGGCUGAGAAAAGUGACCGUCCACCUGUUUGAGCGUCACGAGUCCUUCCUGAGGACUGUGUGUGUUUUUAUUCUUCUUGUUUUUAUGCAUGCAAGGUAAACCUCUCAGUGCUGAUCCAUCAGUCAAACGCAGGUCUAUUAUCGCUGCCCAUGAAACUCUACACCUCACGUUUGUGUGAUAUGUUCAAUUAUUAUUAUUUUCAGACCACUUUAAGGAUGUACUGUAUACACGGUGCCACGGUCAAAACUGGAUUACCCAACUUUAACAUGUUGACAAUACUAAAUU